Messenger RNA from Naegleria gruberi, 718 nucleotides. RefSeq lists its product as uncharacterized. Gene Ontology annotation, molecular function: ATP:ADP antiporter activity. The annotation marks the transcript as partial. The transcript has a single exon. Gene Ontology annotation, biological process: mitochondrial ADP transmembrane transport; mitochondrial ATP transmembrane transport. The record is from RefSeq and is a predicted model, not a curated record. Lineage: Eukaryota; Heterolobosea; Eutetramitea; Acrasida; Naegleriidae. Gene Ontology annotation, cellular component: mitochondrial inner membrane.
AUGUCUCGUGUACCACAAGAAGAAACACUUGUGAACACAAGCAGGAAGGCUACAAAUUUUCUCUUCCUUACAGAUUACUUGAUUGGAGGAGCUUCUCGAGCCAUCGGAAGAACAUUAACAGCACCAAUUGAUCGAUUCAUGAUUCUCCUUCAUCACCCAGAAAAACCCAAGUUUCCGCAAGCUUGUUUCUUGUUUUGGAGAGGAAAUUUACUCAACAUGAUCAAAUCGUUCUUUCCAAAUACUGUGGUUUUUAAUUUUGCCAUCAAGGAUUUGAUAAAGAGGCAGAAUUAUUUACCAUUUCAAACAGUUGAUCAGAGAGGAUAUGGAUUUGUGGUGAAUCAGUUUGUGAGUGGUGGUUUGGCAGGUGCUUGUUGUGAAUUUGUGAGAUUCCCUUUUGAUAAUAUUAUGAAAUUUAGGGUGGGUCAAUUGGGUAGUGGAAUGGAAAAGUAUUUCGGGUUGUUUAAAGGGGCUGGUAUUUCAGUAAUGAGCGCAAUGGUUUAUCGUUCGUUAUAUUUUGGAUUAAAUGAUUCAUUGAGAGAAGUGAAUACUUACAGGAAUGAUUUGGGAGUGAAAGGAGUCAUAUCUAAAUAUGGGAUAGCUCAAUUAGCAUCAGCAAGUGCUUGGAUUAUGAACAGUCCAAUUAGCACCAUACAAAGAAGAAUGAUCAUGCAACAACAAUAUUCCCCCAAUCAAUGGCAUUAUAAUUCCUCAAUAGAUU